UUCCUCGCAGAUCGCUACAUUCUUUUGAUUUAGGACAACCGGUUAACGGCAUUGCAUUGACGUCCGUCUGCCAGCGUGCCGAGAAAUCAUUCCUUCUCCCGCAGACAGUGGUAGGCUAGUAGAUGAGGUUGGCUUUGUCCUAAACACUGAAUCGGUGAAUUUCGAAGAUGGAUUGUUUCGAGAAGGAAAAUAGGUCAGAUGAAGACAUGGAAUCAUCUGAGGAGGAAGAAGUAGAUCCCAGGAUCCAGGGGGAACUAGAAAAGCUCAACCAAUCCACGGAUGACAUCAACAGAUGUGAAACUGAACUGGAGGACGCCAGGCAGAAGUUUCGCUCGGUGCUCGUGGAGGCCACAGUCAAACUGGAGGAGCUGGUGAAGAAGAUUGGCAAGGCCGUGGAGGAUUCCAAACCGUACUGGGAGGCCAGGAGGGUCGCCCGACAGGCUCAGCUGGAGGCCCAGAGGUCGACUCAGGACUUCCAGAGGGCCACGGAGGUGCUGCGGGCGGCCAAGGAGACCAUCGCCCUGGCGGAGCAGCGCCUCCUGGAGGACGACAAGCGCCAGUUCGACUCCGCCUGGCAGGAGAUGCUCAACCACGCCACGCAGCGGGUGAUGGAGGCAGAGCAGACGAAGACUCGUAGCGAGCUGGUCCACAAGGAGACGGCUGCCAAGUACAACGCAGCCAUCGGACGCAUGAAACAGCUGGAGAAGAAACUCAAGCGCACCAUCAACAAGUCCAAGCCUUACUUUGAGCUCAAGGCGAAGUACUAUCUACAGCUUGAGCAACUGAAGAAGAGCGUGGACGAGCUGCAGGCCAAGCUGAGUGGGGCGAAGGGGGAGUACCGGACAGCGCUGCGGAACCUGGAGAUGAUCUCGGACGAGAUCCACGAGCGGCGACGCGCCUCCGUCAUCGGCCCGCGAGAACGCGGCGUGGGCGCCGAGGGGGACGGCAUCAGCGUCACAGGAGACGACGUCACCAGCUUCAAGAUGGAGUCCGACGGCAUCUCCAUGACGUCUGAGACGUUUGAGGACGAGAGUGGCAGUACGUGUGCCAUGUCCGAGGAGGACUCUGAGACGCGUUCCACCAGCAGCCUGAGCUCCGGCCCACACAGCCCUCUGGACCUGCCCUGCCCCUUCAGCUCCACCUCCCUCUCCACCUCCCCCUCCCUGUCCCCUUCACCCUCCUCCUCCGCCUCCUCCAUCUCCUCCUCCACCUCCCCCUCCCCCUCCCCCACCCCGCGACCCUGUAGUCUGGACCUGCCCAGCACCGUCUCCCUGUCGGACUUCGGCCUCAUCUCGCCCAUCCUCGGCCCUCGCAGCGAGUGCAGCGGAGCCUCGUCGCCCGAGUGUGACCUUGAACGAGGUGACAGAGCAGAGGGAGCGGAGGCCGAGCUGGACAACGCUUUGAACAGCAACAGUAACAACAGCAGCAGUAACAGCACCAGCAGCAGCAGCAGCAGUCACGGUGCCCUGAAGAGGACCUUCAGCCUGGAGUCACGCUUUCGCCUCCUGACCCUCAGACGCGGCCGCGCGGACACGGCCAAGAGCGCAGAGCGCGAGCGCUUCAGCCUGGCAGCACGCCAGCCCUCCCCCUCCGUGGUUGUGCUGAACGGGGUGUGA
Engraulis encrasicolus (European anchovy) is the source of this 1616-nucleotide messenger RNA. It is a transcript of the gene sh3bp5b, whose product is annotated as SH3-domain binding protein 5b (BTK-associated). Lineage: Eukaryota; Metazoa; Chordata; Actinopteri; Clupeiformes; Engraulidae. The coding region runs from base 168 to 1616 and encodes 482 amino acids. Gene Ontology annotation, cellular component: cytoplasm. Gene Ontology annotation, molecular function: protein kinase inhibitor activity. The transcript has 9 exons. Gene Ontology annotation, biological process: intracellular signal transduction; negative regulation of protein tyrosine kinase activity. The record is from RefSeq and is a predicted model, not a curated record.